CGUUUUCACGCGACGGGACCAAUUGAAAGAAGCUUUUUACGGGCCAUUAAUCUCCUAUUCUGUAGAGACUACUGUGGAGAGAAAGGGGGCGUAAAGCUGGUUUCAGAGCUCACCAUCCACAGCGCAGCCCAGGUUAGACUAUAGUAAAACUGCCUUUGGUAAAAUAAACACCUUAGAACUUUCGAAAGAGUUAGACAGUUUGACUACCUUGGAGGGAACACUGUAGGAUUUACAGCGUUACACGAAGGAAUCGGAAUAUAUCAGCAAACGGCAGCGAACAGUUGGAACACCCUGGAAUAUAAUUUCUGGGCUACAACUCCAGAAACGAUACCGUGGUCGACAAUAAACAUUUUGGGAAUCUAUACAGGAUUGGUCCAUCCGACUCUCGGAGAACGCAGACCUCAUUGUGAUGGUACACCUCGCAGAGUCAGGAAGCGCUGUCUAGAUUGGACGAUGGUCCAGGAAAGGUCUUUGGAGCUCGAACACACCCCCGCGGCCGCCCUGGGCCAGGGGCGAGAGUGACGACCCCACGUUCCCCCGCAGCAUGGUGUAGCCGGAAAGCAGCGCAGUCAAGAUGAUGGCCUCCGUCAUCGCCGGCGGCAACCGGGACCGGCAGUCGCCCAUCCUGAGGGGGGUGGAUCCAGAGACCUGCAUGAUCGUGUUCAAGAACCACUGGGCCCAGGUGGUGAAGAUCCUGGAGAAGCACGACCCACUGCGCAGCGGGAUGGGGUUCGGCGGGGGGAUGCGUUUCGGGCCCAUCCCGGGCGACGAGGCCAGCGCGGUGCAGAACUACGUGGAGCACAUGCUCUUCCUCCUGAUGGAGGAGGACAGCGGGCAGGCGGGCGCCAUGGGCCCCAUCCUGGAGUUCGUGGUGACGGAGAACGUGAUGGAGCAGCUCUUCCUCUGGAGCCUGAGGCGGGAGUUCACCGACGACAUGAAGGUGGAGCAGCUCAAGAUGUACGAGAUGCUGGUGGGCCAGUCCCGGCAGCCCCUCCUGCACCACAAGCCCAUCCUGCGGCCCCUCAUGAUGCUCCUGGGCUCCUGCGCCGGGGCCGGGGCCCCCGCCGUGGAGGCCGAGCUGGUGCUCCUGCUCAACCAGCUCUGCUCCAUCCUGGCCAAGGACCCCUCGGUCCUGGAGCUCUUCUUCCACACCAGCGAGGACCAGGGCGCCGCCAACUUCCUCAUCUUCUCCCUGCUCAUCCCCUUCACCCACCGCGAGGGCCGGGUGGGGCGGCAGGCGCGAGAAGCCCUCCUCUUCAUCAUGGCCCUAUCGGCCGAAAACCAGGUGGUGGCCAAGCACAUCGUGGAGAACACCUACUUCUGCCCGGUGCUGGCGACAGGGCUGAGCGGUCUGUACUCGUCCCUGCCCACCAGGCUGGCAGUGCGGGGUGAGGACUGGCACUGCCUCCAGGUGGAAGACUGGCAGCAGAUUCCCGCUCUGGUGCAGUUCCUCAACUCCCUGGAGUUCUGCAGCACUGUCAUCCAGGUAGCCCAUUCCUCGAUCAAAAACCAGCUGGUGGGGUACAUUUAUAACGGAUUCCUUGUGCCUGUACUGGCCCCGGCUCUGCACAAGCUGACGGUGGAGGAGGUAAUGACCACCACGGCGUACCUGGACCUCUUCCUGCGCAGCGUGACCGAGCCCGCCCUGCUGCAGACCUUCCUCAGCUUCGUCCUGCUGCACCGGCACGAGAACGUGCACAUCCUGGACACGCUGGUCAGCCGCAUCAACACCCCCUUCCAGCUGGGCACCGUGUCAUUGGCCCUGUUCCGCACUCUGAUUGGUUUAAACUGCGAGGACGUGAUGCUGCAGCUUGUCUUGAGGUACCUGAUCCCCUGCAGUCACAUGAUGCUGAGCCAGCGCCGGGUGCUGCAGGAGAGGGACUGCUACUCCACGUCCGCCGCCAAAAUCCUGAGCCUCUCCCCCUCCUGCUGCGCCCCGGAACUCCAGCUGGACCGCAUCCACUGGUCGAAAAGCCCGGAUGGCCCCCUCCCAGGAAAUACGGGCACGGAGAAGCUGCACUCAGAUGAGGAUGGCUCUGGGUUCUCCUGUGUCAUUGGGCCUGAGAUUCUCACGGACGUUAGCUACCUUCGGUAUCUGCAUGAUGCCCGUAUCUGCAUCACCGUCUGCGUCAAGGCGUGUCACGUGUGGUCAGCCCCGUACGACGGCGUGGACCCUCCCCCCGAACUUUGCCAGGGCAACCCCCUGGACGAGUCGGGAAAGCCGUCCAGGAGGACGCAGAGAGCCCGCCCCUCCUCGGACCUGGGCUCCUCCGGGGAGCAGGUCAACCACCUGGAGCUGGAGUGGGACGACAGUUACGAUGCCGUCCUGCCCCCCGAUGAGGAGACCAGGCCCCCAGUUCCUGCUGAGCCCCCAAAACACAUCCAGGAGAUGAGGAAGAACGCCAUCAUGCUCAUCAAGGGCUCCUACAUUGAGGAAUCCGACUUCCAGGAUGAUGUACUGGUCUACAACCUCAUCGCACAAAAGGACACCAGGGAUUUAGUGGAACGCAGCCUGCCAAAGGCCCAGAGCACAGGGCCAGUUAAAGACCACCAGCAGGACGAGCGGCUGACUCAGGAUCAGCCCACCCAGCCGCUAAGCAAUGGUCUGAGCUCUCCACAGCACCCCCCAGUGGCGAAAGAGCAGAACAACAAUGCCUUUGACCACAAUUCCAAGCUGCACAUUCGGGCAAGCCAGACCAGAGAUGACUUCAUGUCCCAGUACUACGAGCUCAUCCGCGCUUUGGGGGCAGACCCAACCAGCCCGGUGAAAGGAGAGAGGCAGUUCCGUAAGCCAGUCAGCCCUGCGGAAGAGGACGAGGUGGACUUUACAUCGUUCGACAUCGACUCGCCAGAGCUAGAGAAAACUCCCUCGCCAUUUGGGUCAAAAAACCAGAGCGGGACCUGGAUUCAGGGCGUACCUUUCACAGGGCCGUUCAUCAGCGUGCUGCUGUCCCGGCUAGAGAACAUGCUGGAAAACUCCAUCCACGUGAACCUGCUUCUGACGGGCAUCCUGGCGCAGCUAGCCGCGUACCCCCAGCCUCUGCUGCACUCCUACCUGCUCAACACCAACAUGGUGCUGCAGCCGAGCGUUCGCUCGCUCUACCAGGUUCUUGCGUCUGUGAAGAACCAGAUCGAGCAGAGGGCUGCAGCGAAGAAAGACUUCCCAGAGCUGGUGAGGGGUGUGCGGCAGCACAUGCUGGCCCGAGACGAUGCCCUCCGCAGCCGAGAGGUGCUGCUCUCGAACGGAGACUGGCUUCCCAACGGACCGGAGGACAGGACGCCACUCGUCGGCAGCAGGGUCACGAAAAACCUGCCUCCCCCUCCCAAGAUCCCUCCCCAGCUCCGGAACGGGGUGUUCGCCACGGUCCUCUUCGCGGAGUUCCUCAAAGAGCUGGCAGCCUUUGCUCAGGAGCACUCUAUACUCACACACACGCACCAGGAGGACUAGAGCUCUAAUCCGUGUGUGUGUGUGUGUGUGUGUGUGUGUGUGUGUGCGUGCGUGUGUGUCUCUGUUACUUUUACUUUUUAAUCUCUGGAUAUCUGAAUAUUUUUUAAAAGACUUUUGAAAUAUAUAUUUUUUAUCUCAUGUUCCUGGCACUACUUGAUUACAAAGAUACCUCUUUGGUGAACUUCUAUUUUCUGUCUUCAAAAAGUUUUUUUUCAAUUAUAUUUUUAUUUGAUUUUCACAAGGUUAAAAUAAGAUCACUGUAGACCAGCAGUUGUGUUCAGUUCCUCAGCACAUAAAGGAACAAGGCAAGGCAAGUGGGGAGGAACUAAAAGAUUUUUAAACACAAUAUAUAAAAUUCAGUUAUCUAUGGCAAAUGGAAGACAAUGUUUAAGGUAUCAUUCCGUAUCACACAUUACAUAGUUCAUGCGGGUUUUCAGAUUUUAAAAAGGGAUUUAUAUUGGGUGAAUGUCCUUCCUUGAACUGUCUAGACCACUCCUGUCCAAAUGCACCAGGUCAGGAAAAGCCAUUAUUCAACACUACCCUUAAAACUGUUUCGGGUUUUUCCUCAUUUUUUGAGUGCAUUUAAUUAUUAUGCAUUAUACAAGCACAAGAGCACAAGUGUCAAUGUAUUGCUUCUUAUUCACUACAGAUGAGCCAGGGGAUAAGGCAGGUUGCAUCAAAAUAAAUCCUGUUGAGAAUGUGAUCUCAACCUAAUGAAAAUACUGUUUCUCAAGAUCACUUCUGUUAGUAUUUUCACAACUAGUAAUAAAGCGCGUUUACAAAAAAAUUCAGAGCCUUCCGUAGGGUAAUAACUGCUGCAAAUCCUCAAAGUUUUUGAUUUCCAGAAUAUUCACUGUGCAGCAGUAGUAGGUCAAAGUGAUCUGUGUUGUCAACAAUGCCCCCUGUUACACAGGGUUAAAUGCUCAGUGCUCUACAAUGACUUUGGAAAGCCCUUUAAAAUGUUACGGAACAGUGAAAUAGUCAACAAUCCUCCUGCAAAGAAUCCCUUUAUUGCAAUUAAUCUGAUCACAUGCUUUCAGUUUUUUUUUCAGCAAAUCUGUAUUUGUUAGUAAUACCACAGGUUUGAUGACCAAAGAAGUGGUUAAAGGUCUGAGGCCUCAGUAUUUAAUUAAAGUAAUCUCUUUAAUCACUUAGUUAUACGUGAAAUCUUCCUGAUUGUCAAUGCCGGGAACGUGAAGCUUGUUAUGCUACGAUUGACACGAAACAGACUCAUUUUUAGAUUCUGCUAUAAAUCUGUGGCCUUACACUUUUUGAGCGGUGGCGCUCACAUGCUCAAGGUCAAGGUUGAUAACAUAUUUAUCCAGCACAGCGUAUGAACAGCAGCGCCUAGCCCCCUGAGCAUCGAUUGUAUAAUCCUAAGUAAUCGAUGACGGUAACGCGAUCAAAGGCAUGUCUUUGUGCGGUAUGAUUCAAACGUGGAACAAGCGCUCUCUUAACUCACGUUUAACCCUUAAGACCCGUGGGAUGCCCUGACUGUUUUGUUUACCGGUAUCUUUCUUCCGGAUUGCUGGAUUUACUCAAUGUGGACUAACUGGUCUGGAAUUCGCCAGGGGGCAACUAUUGCACAACGGUUUCGUGGCUGUCGUGGUCGUGUGAGAAUCCUUGUGUCAUUCACAGUCAUAGCCUGGGAAACUGGGGAAGGGUAGUAGAACUUGUCAGUCUGUUCAUAGCCAAGUUGAGAAAGCUGGGAAUUGUAUUUUUAGCCAAGAGUCACACCUUCACCUUUCAGAGUGUUGUUGGAUCUUAGGAACUUAAAAUAAUUUGGGAAUUGCUUUAAUACAGCAGACUGGAACUUUAUUGAGACAAUGGGCCUCAUUCACAAAACUUUUCUUAAAUGAUUCUUAUUUUUGUUUUUAACGAUGUUCCAAUGAAAAACCAAUAUGGGAUUCAUGACACAUGUGCAGACCUUUGUUUUUGUGCGUAUCCCAGGUGUAUGAGACGAUAAAUGCUGACUGUUAAUUCUAUGUGCAAUCCUGUUUAUGUGAUUUGCAUAAGGAAACAGCCUUGAGCAAAUACAGUUACAGAAAAACAAUGAUGAAUGACGAAAUGUUCUUGGAAAUGUUCUUACACACAGUUUACGAUCAAAUGUGAUUGUAUGCAUGUUUCGUGAAUGAGGUGAAUGUACCCAGUACUGCAAUGAAGCUUUCACUCCUGAGGGUGUCCUGAAGAAGUGUACAUAAUAUUCAAAUGUGUGUCCCCUGUCAAAACUUGUAACUAGUAAAUCAAGGUUGUCAUUAUCCCUGAAAACCUCAAAGACAAAAUUUAUCUUUAAUAUCCUAUGGGUUCAAAGGCUACUGCUUAUAAUAAGUGUUCGAUUUCAUGUCAGAAAAAGGGUUUGUGAUCAGGUUUCAAACUCCAAAAUCGGCAUUGUAAUUGGUGGGAUUUAUAAAUACCGUGUAAAUGUUUGAACAACCCUGUUGUCCGUUAUCUGAAGCUCUACUUUGUCGUUUCACCACAGGGAGCUAUUUUCUGUGCUCCUUGAUAUCUAGCGUAGCUCUCAAUGGCUGAAUGUGAGUUGCACCAGGCUAGCGAAGGGCUCCGUCUCCAUGUCUACCAAAGGUGGCGCUUUCCUGUGCAUGGAGCGAGCAGCCGCCUUUCACCCCACCCUUUCAUUCUGCCAGCUGUAAAAAAAAUUGGGGUGAGGGUGGGGGUGGGGGGAGAGGGCUCAGUCAGUCUGUCAGAGUGGCUCGGGUAACCUCGGGAAAGCUGCGCAAGUUGAGCUUUGGAAAAUGGCGAUUUUUUUUUUUUUAAAGAAAAGUUAAAACGUCUUCUCUUGUUUUUGCCUCUGCGGUGUCAUACUAUAUUUUAAAGCCUUAAUUCAGUGCCGCUUGCACUUGUGUAUAUUAGUUUGAAGGAAAAGAUUCUAUGCAAGUUAGAAUAAAUAUGAAAAAUGAACAUUUUCUCAGAUGGGGAGGGGGUAAAAUGGUAUUUUUAUUUUCCUUGAGAGCAAUAAUAUUUUUAUGUGUGUUUUUACAUGGAAUUUGCACUAUGAAAAUGUUUGAUUUCCUUCUUCCUCUACGUUUGUCACGCAUAAGCAUGUAAGAAUUCUGUUGGGAAAGAGGACCCCUGACGAAACUUGGGAAUUCCAACAAACACACAGAAAUAUUUUCAGCAGCGGUGUUUAUGGGAGAUGGAGUUCAGAGGUAGAGGUGUACUGCGGGUCAGGGGAUAAUAUUGCAAUAACUCUGUACUUCUCUGUCCAUCAGUUUCUCUGUAGUGCUGUGCCUGAUGAACUUACCCCAGGCCAGAGCAACAGGUGUCCAGCUUCUACCAGUACACCCCACACAUGGCUAUCAACGGAGAUGCCCUGAUUGGGUCAAAUUUGUUGCCUUGAUUAUAAUGGAAAUAUAUAUUUAUAACUGUAUUAUCUUUAAUGUCAAUUUCAUAAUUGAAGAAGAUAUACUUUGCAACUACAAGGGCGUGCCGCUAUUGAAUUGAUUGGUAGGGCAUCGUUAUCACAAUUUUAAUGAUGAAAGUUGUGCCUAAAUUUGGGUGAACUUAUUUCCUCUUGCUGCCUACUGUCCACUCUCUCCUGAGGAUGAAGUUUGUUGCAGUCAGGUUGGUUUCUGUACAACUUCCAGCCACCCAGGAAAGUAGAGUACAUAAACCAGGGGCUGGAGAAAGAGAAGACUGCUUACGUGGUGCAUGUUGUCCUGUGCUCCUUUGACAAGGUGUCUUUCAUUCUUUUCUCUGUUUGUGGUGAACAGUGAGAUCACUUCCUGUACAUGCCUGUCUGCUCAUUUGAAAAUGGAUGCUUCCGCAAGCAAAUGGCAGUGUUCGCCUUGAAACAAAGUUUCUGAGGACUUAACGGAAGCGGACGAGAUUCCUCCCAAAGAGUUCUACUUCCUCUCUCCUCUGCAGUCUCACAAAUACGUAUUUUUGACAGUGAUAAACCGAGAACUCCUCGGAUUCCUUUUUCAUGUUCCUAAUGUUCCUAGUUUGUAACUUGGCACAGGUGCUUGCAUAGUGAGUGAUUUCUUGAUCAAUAAAGUUAUUUUAUGUUUUACA
This is a messenger RNA of Anguilla rostrata (American eel), 7477 nucleotides long. Its product is annotated as FHF complex subunit HOOK-interacting protein 1A-like. Bases 575 to 3448 code for a protein of 957 amino acids. The record is from RefSeq and is a predicted model, not a curated record. Lineage: Eukaryota; Metazoa; Chordata; Actinopteri; Anguilliformes; Anguillidae. The transcript has 13 exons.